UUACUCCCAGUCACACGUCAGACUGCUCCAAAAUAAACGUCGGAAUUCGGGAUAUCUGUCUUGAGGCAAUUCCAUUCCCGCCAUUUGUGUUGUAGGCAUAAUGAAGUCCUACUGGUUGUGUGCAAAUGUGUGGGAAUAUAAAUCUUCUUUCAACUCGAUCUCCCUCUGCUCCCGACGCAACUAGUCAAUGUUUUAUUUCUGGUGGUUUGGACAAACAGGUGACGCUCCCAGAGAAAGACACAUGCAGGGGGAUGCAAAUCAGCUGGAACGGAUCACUGCACGUUUGAAUAGAGCAGAGCCAUCUGCACCAACUUUUACAUAAAUUAUAUAUCGGGGAUUCGGUGCCAUAAAUGUGCAUGGUGCACUUCAGCAGGAACCUGUUGGUCGGGUCUGGUGAGCGGCAUGGUUUGCCUUGAAGAGGAGGGAGUGUCUAUUGGAUAGCCGUAUCCAGAAGAGUUGCACACAACAAGGAGCAAGACGUGAUUCCUCUCUCCCGUUUACUUCCUACAACCUGGUCUUCUGUGAUCUGAGAUCCGAGAACCGCUGUCUGACAUUUCGCUGGCCUGCUCCCGGUUUCCCUUCGCAUUCUCCCCUGGAUGACCGCGUGAAACCCAAAAGGUGUCUCUACCAAAGCCAUGGCCUCUCGCGUGGAGGGCCAGCCCAGCUCGGGGCUUGCGGACGGGGAGAAGAAGAGCUCCUACGGGGGCUCCUUGAGAGCCGGGCCGCUAUCCAAACCCCUGAUCACGCCCAAGCCCUUCUCUCUGCAGCGCAACACCACCCUCCGCUCCAUCAACGCCCCAAAGACCACUGUCCCGUCUUCUCCGUCAUCGCCGUCUCGAGUCUCCAUCAAGAACCUCUUCCGCGGGGCCGCCAUACCCGAGCCCAGCGCUGUGCCGCAGUCCAGUCCAGCCAUCACUGACGCAAAGCCAACACGAGAAUCUUCCGCUUUGAAGGGGAAAAGAGAGGAGGGGUCUGCCUCACGGCCAAGUGACACGUCCGACUCGGCGAGUGUUCCUAAAGCCAGCGGGCUGCCGACGCCUCGCCCGAUAGAAAGAAAGAGAAGCCCUGUGAGCAGCCCUGCUGAAGAACCCCUGAAGAUCACUAAAGAUGACAAGACCGCCCCUCUAUCAGUCCCUGUUAAAGAACAAGUAAUUAUCAGUGGAGAAAUCACUGUGAAAGAUGAGAAGAAGGUACCAGACACCACCUCGGCUGCGGCAACCUCGGACCCCACCAAACCCAAGACCCACCCUGUAGUGGACCAGCCCGCCCAAAGGGACACGACCCCUCCCAACACAAUCCCGAAGUCUGCUGUCACCCUAAGGCGCCCCAAGGCCUCCACGGGCGUUUUAGAACUAAAAGACGAAGCCAACGCAAAGAACCCUCUCAGCCCAACGUCCCAAGAUCCACCAAGCAAGCGUAGCCUGGUCAGGAACCGCUUGUCAAUGGAGCUCACUAUGAAAUUUGAAUCAGGUGGCCAGCCUCUGCCCUCCCUGCCCCCCCAAACAACCAGAGGUAAAUACGUAGGAAAACUGCCAACGUCUGCCGUCGAACCAGAAAAGAUAAACCCAACUGUAGUUCAACCGAGUAGUGAAAAGGACGCAGAGGUGCUGAAGGUGGAAGCAGAGGAGGACAGAACAGGGGGAAGCAGUAUAAAACGUAGAAUCAAUCUGCUUUUUGACUCAUCAUCGAGACCUGAGGUAGCUGUGAAAAGGGAGGAGCCACCAGUUGUCACCCAAUCAAACGAAACAGGAGCAGCGGUCAAAGACAGAAUUAAAAACUGGGCAUUGGAGACGAAUGCAGACACAGACAAUAUUGUCCAACCUCAAACUAAAACUCCUACAAAAGACUUCGACAGUAUCGACCCUCCCAAGGAAGAAAAUACACCAAGAGAGAUGUCCACAGAGGAGACUGCAGAUCUACUUCCAGCGGUCUCAUCAGCUGCAAAGCCGUUAGAUGAUCCCGUGGAGACACCCCAGAGUACUUCUCCUGAUAAGGAAACCCCAGAAAGCUCCACAGAUAAGUCCUUAGAACCCGUCCAGGACGGCGUGUCUGACAGUGCAGCUGUGCUCUCUGACCCCAGCUCCGCGGAAGCCCACCGAGCCAACCCACUGAAGGACAGGACCCUGCGUCGGUCGGUUCGCUUUGGGACCGUGGAGAGGGAUGACGGCAAACCUCCGGUGCUCCUGGGGUCCGAACCCGAGUCCAGCGCAGAGGAGGAAGACCUUUCCGAGGAUGAAGGCCACGACGGCCCAACGGAGGAGGCGAUCAAAAUAGAGAAAGAGAAAGAGCGGGAAAAGCAUGAGGAGUUUAUGUGGCAGAAACAAAGGGAAGAGCAGAAAGAGAAGGUGACACGGAUGGAAGAGCGACUUCGAGAGAACGAGACGUUUAAAGAGGCGGAGCGGCAGAAACAGAGACAGAGGGAGGAGGAGGAGGAGGAGGCGCAGAGAGAGCGGUUGAAGCAGAAAGAGAGAGAGCUAGAGGAAGACAGAGAAAGGGUCAGGCGGGACGAGGAGAUGAGAAAGAAGGAGAAACAGUUAGAGGAGGAGAGAUUGAGAAAGGAGGAGAAAGAGAGGGAGAGUCAGAGAGAAGAGGAGAGGGAGAGACAGAAAAAAGAGGAGAGACUAAGAGAGGAGGAGAGAGAGAGGGAGAGACAGAGAGAAGAGGAGAGAGAGAAACAGAGAGUAAAGGAGAGAUUACAAGCGGAGGAGAGAGAGAGGGAGAGACAGAGAGAAGAGGAGAGGUUGAGAGAAGAGGAGAGAGCGAAACAGAGGGCAGAGGAGAGAUUACAAGUGGAGGAGAGAGAGAGGGAGAGACAGAGAGAAGAGGAGAGAGAGAAACAGAGAGUAAAGGAGAGAUUACAAGCGGAGGAGAGAGAGAGGGAGAGACAGAGAGAAGAGGAGAGAGAGAAACAGAGAGUAAAGGAGGGAUUACAAGCGGAGGAGAGAGAGAGGGAGAGACAGAGAGAAGAGGAGAGAGAGAAACAGAGAGUAAAGGAGAGAUUACAAGCGGAGGAGAGAGAGAGGGAGAUACAGAGAGAAGAGAGAUUUAAAGAAGAGGAGAGAGAGAAAAAGAGAGUAGAGGAGAGAUUACAAGCGGAGGAGACCGAGAGGGAGAGACUGAGAAAAGAGGAGAAAGAGAAAGAAGAGGAGAGAGAGAAAAAGAGAGUAGAGGAGAGAUUACAAGCGGAGGAGACCGAGAGGGAGAGAAAGAGAGAAGAGUUGAGAUUGAAAGAGGAGGAAAUAGAGAAACAAAGAGACGAGGAGAGAUUGAAAGAAGAGGCGAAAGAACGACAGACAUUGGAGGAAAGAUUGAAAGUGGAAGAGAGAGAGCGAGCGAGGUUGGAGGAGAGACUGAGGGAGGAGGCGAAAGAGAGACAGAAAGUGGAGGAAAGGUUGAGAGAGGAAGCGAAAGAGAGACUGAGGUUGGAGGAGAGACUGAGAGAGCAAGAGCGAGAGAGGCAGAAAAUGGAAGAGAGAUUGAGGGAAGAGGAACUCGUACAAGAAAGGUUGAAAAAAGAAGCGAUGGAGAGGGAAAGACAGGUGGAGUUGAUGCAACAGAGAAAGAGAGACGAGGACAGAGAGCGGGCAAGGCAGAUGGAGGAGAGACUGAGAGAAGAAGAGAGGGUAAGGGAGGAGGCCAGGAGGAGAGAAGUGGAGGAAACAGAAAGAUCAGAGGACCAACUUAGGGCAGAACGGAUUGAGAGAGAGGCAGAAAGGAUUUUAGAGGUUAAGAGAGAAAGAGACAGACUGAUAGUGGAGGCAGAGGAGCGCGAAAGAGAGAGACAAAAGCAGCAGAGACUUCGGGAGGAGCAGGAGAGAGAAAGACAGACACAGGAAGCGCUGGACAGGAAGAGAGCCGAAGAACAAGAGGUGAAGCUUCGAGAGACAGAGAGGAGGAGAGAAGAGGAAGAGAGGGAGAGAGGGAGAGAGAGGGAGAGAGAGAGACUACAAGAAGAACAAGAAAGGAUCAAGAAGCAGCAGGAAGAAGAAGAGAGAGCUCAGGAGAGAAAGGAGGAGGCAGCGAGGAGGAAGCAAGCCGAGGAGGAGGAAGUGACACGGCAACAGGCGGUCAGAGAUAGAGAGCGCCCCGCAGUGGACACGGCCAUCUUAAUCAGCUUUGACUCUGAAGAUGUGGGUCAGAAAUCGGCUGUGCCGACCGCGCUGCUCGUUGAACCAACGUUUAGGGCAGAGGGCCCACUGGAAGUUCCUUUUGACGACUUUUCGGUCAAGAAGCCUUUCACUGAAGUUCUGUUUGAUGACUUCUCCGUCACACCUAGGAGAUGGGGGUCCAAGAGUAGGGUCCCCCAAACCCCAGAGCCAGACUCUGGGCUGGAAGAUGUCUGGGUUCGCCGGGCCCCCGAUGUUGACUCACGGACACAUCAAGCACCGCAGCUAGACCCGCUGAAGGAAUCGGAUGUCCUCCCUCGUCCCUUGAUACCGUGCCUCGUCCCUCAACCCCAGGAGGAACCGAGGAGGCCAUAUGAGUUCCCGACAGUGGAGCAGAAAAAGGCAGAGGUGGUGGAGGAAGAUGAAGAUGAAGAGGUGCAUGAAGAGAAAAAGGAGGAGAGGGAAGGAGGAGUGGCUGAGCUGAAGGAGAAGUGGAAUAGUUUUAGUGCGAAAGGGGAUGGUUUAGACAAUGAGGCUCUGCUCAACAACGAACCUGAGCAGCAGUAUGAAGACCAAGACGAUGACGAUGACGUUUCUGAGUCUGAAGCUGAGAGCCCCACACCUGCCCUUGAGUCUCACUCGGACAUCCACCUGGAUGAAUUUGAUGGUGUUGAACCCCGUACUGAACCAGAGCGGCCUGCUUUCCCAGAGAGCUCCGCCCCUCUACUGGACAACAAGGCCCUGCGGUCGAGGGCGGAGCUGAGGAAGAGGAUGAGCCAGCGGACACGUCGGCCCAGGACACGUCAGAGCUCGCCCGGGGUCUUCCUCAAUGAAGACUCCACAUCCACCCCUGACUGGAGAGUCAGCGACAACACAGAGGAAACCGCAGAGUCAAACGAGGACGAGAAGGAGAAGAGAAGUGUGAAGGGCCCGCCCACCUCCCAGCGGAGCCCCGUCUUCCCUGGCUUAGAGAGCAGUCACUCAGCCCUGGUGGCUCAGUUGAAGAAGAAAACCGGAGGUGGAGGAGGAGGUGGAGGAGGAGGUGGAGGAAUGGAAACGACACCGGUGAAGGACAAGGCCGCAGCCGCCCGGGAAGAACUAGCAGCUCUCACCCCCUCUCCAUCCAUGCGCUCCCCGCGUUCGGCCGCCCUGCUCCCCGGGGCGGCUCGGGUGCUGCCCCCUAUAGGUGGCAAGGAUGACGGGACGGGCUCUUCUCCCUCGUGGAUGCAGGAGCUGAAGAAGAAGAGGAUGAGUCAGCAGGAAAGUGGGUCCUAACGGCACGCCGGGUUGUGAAGAGCAUUUGCACAGUGGCUUUAAAUCAGGAGUCACUGCAUCACAGCUGGCCAGCGUCUUGUCUUGGUGCUCGCACCGUGUUUG
Molecule: messenger RNA, 5483 nt
Organism: Gadus chalcogrammus (walleye pollock)
Lineage: Eukaryota; Metazoa; Chordata; Actinopteri; Gadiformes; Gadidae
Gene: tnks1bp1
Product: tankyrase 1 binding protein 1
Exons: 10
Coding region: 636-5381 (1581 amino acids)
Biological process (GO): positive regulation of cytokinesis
Cellular component (GO): microtubule; spindle pole; centrosome
Source: RefSeq, a predicted model, not a curated record